This is a messenger RNA of Thamnophis elegans (Western terrestrial garter snake), 2894 nucleotides long. RefSeq names its product TSC22 domain family member 4 (gene TSC22D4). The transcript has 4 exons. The record is from RefSeq and is a predicted model, not a curated record. The coding region runs from base 1123 to 2313 and encodes 396 amino acids. Gene Ontology annotation, biological process: regulation of transcription by RNA polymerase II; response to osmotic stress. NCBI's taxonomy places the organism in Eukaryota, Metazoa, Chordata, Lepidosauria, Squamata, Natricidae.
UCCGGUUGCACCCCGGUCCAGAAGCCCCGGUAACGAGCUGGGAGACCCUCGGGAGGGAAGGGCGACCCCCAGUCCCCACAACGGGAGAGCGGGGUCCCUCGGCUGGACCGCUCUCCUCGCCCAGGCUCCGUCCGGGGUGGCGGGCAGGGCCAGGGGGCGCCAUCCCAGCGAUGCUGAGGCGCCUGGGGGUUCCCGGCCCCCGAGGGGGUCGCCGGCUAGGCGGGACCCCCUCGCGAGGCCGCCUUCUGCUUCUGCCCUCCUCGGGGGCUUCCCAGGCUGGCAGCCCCCGGAUGAAGGGACGUCGGGGCGGCUGCUGCUGGCUGAGCCGGCGGCGGAGGGAAGCGCGCCUUGGGCUGGCCCCAGCUGGCAGAGGGGGGGCGUCACCCAGUCAGCUGGUUGGGAGGGGGCUGGACUUCCUGGUGCUGGGACUUGUCAACAGCCGAAGCAGGCGGGCGAGCAGCGGCAGAAGGAAGGGAGGCGAGCCAGCUCAAGGCAGCCACCCAGCGCAGCCCCGGCCUCGCCUUUGCCCACGUCGCGAGGGGCGCGCGUGGGCCGGGUCGUCCUGCCUCGGGAGCGGGGGGGGGGUGGUGCCGCCGCGGGGUUAGACCGCUCCUGCCCGGUGGUGAUCGCAGAGCUCCCAGAGCAGCGGGGAUGCCCUCCGGCCCAGCCCGGGCAUGCCCCCGAGCGGAGCCCACCCCCGACGCCCCCUGAGCCGCACUCCGCGCCGGGAUCGAGGGGAAGCGAGGAAGGAGCGGGCGCCCCGCCCCGCCGAGGAACCGGAGCCGCCGCCGCCGCCGCCGCCACUGGAGAAAGUUGCAGCUGGGAGUGAAACAAUGCGGGACGCCUGCCAGGCAAAUGCCCCUUAAGCUGCUUUUGGCACUGCCCGGGGCGCGCCGACCUCUCGCCAACCCGCAGGAGCCGCCGAGUGCCGGUGUGUGUGGGGGAUUGCAAUCCCACCGUCCCCAGGCGAAGGACCCCCGGGGUCUUUGGGGCCCUGCCCUGUCCUCCACUCAGUCCAGGGGGCAGCCAUGGCUCGGGGGCAGCCGCUUCAGCAGCCCUGCUAGCCCCCCCCUCCCGCUCUGUUGCCUGGAGAGCUGCUGAGACCCCCGCCCGGCCAGGACCAUGAGCGUGGGGAAGAAGAAAAGCGGCUUCCAGAUCACCAGCGUCACCUCGGAUUACGAGAAGGAGGGCCUGCCCGGAGGAGAUGCCAAGGGCCCCUCGGCCAGGCCAGUGGCGGGGCUGCCGGACGAGCCCUACCCGGUGGAAAACGGCAGUCACCAUCCCAGUGAUAGCGGGGCCCCCAAAAAUGGGCCCGCGACUCCAGGCUCCCCGGUUUCGGCCCCCUCGCACCCGGGCUCCCUCGGCAGCGUCUCUGGUUCCCGCUUCCGUGUGGUCAAGCUGGACCAUGGCUUGGGAGAGCCGUACAGACGCGGGCGCUGGACUUGCCGGGACUUCUACGAACAGGAGAUGGACCACCACCUGGCGGGGCGGCUGGCAGACUCUGCCCGGCAGCCUCAGUCCCUGGAUUCACGGCUGGAAGUGGCCGGCCUGCUGGCGAAGCCCUCCUCGCCCUUCAGCCCCCAGAUGCCACGCCGGGGAGGGCCCUGCCUGCAGUCCCUGCUGGUCCUCCCGGUGCCCUCGGCCCCGGCCCACCAGGCCCGCUCUCUGGGGGGUGGCCUGCCUGUCCUCCGCUCCGUGAGGACCCCUCCCAGCCCGGCCUCUCUCCAUAGCGCCCGAGGGGUGGCAGAGACGCGGCCCCUGGCGCCAGAGGAAGGGGCCCCAGAGCCCGGAGACCCCCCUCAGCCCGGCAGCAUCCCGGUGGUGAGAGUGGAGGAGCAUCUGCUGCCCAAAAGUGUCACCCAGCUCAUCCCAAGGGAGGCGGAAGAGCGGCACAAGAUUUUGCCCCGAGAGACCCGCUCGCGCCCGUCUUCCCCGGCCCCCCUGCUCUUCCGCGAUGCCAGCCCCCACCGGAGGACCUCGGACCCCUUCGGCGUGGCCCGCUUCAACCUGGCCCGGUCGGUGUUUGGCAUGGGAGCCUCCCACGACAGCGACGAUGACAGUGGGACCAACAGCAGCAUGAUCGCCAUCGACAACAAGAUUGAACAAGCCAUGGACCUGGUCAAGAGCCACCUGAUGUUCGCUGUGCGGGAGGAGGUGGACGUCCUGAGGGAGCAGAUCAAGGACCUGUCCGAGCGCAACGCGGCCUUGGAGAAGGAAAACAGCCUCCUGCGCUCCCUGGCCAACGCGGAGCAGAGCGGACACUUCCAGGCUCAGCGCCACGAAAACAAGACGUCCUCCAGCGGCUCCGCGUGACCCCGGAUGGACGGACGGACGGACGGAUGGCCAGAGAGGAGCUGCUGCUGCUGACCCAGAGGAGGAGGAGGGCCUGAAGGGGGGGGGGGAGCUCUCCAACGCAGUCCCGCUGAUGUGAACUUGCCUCUUUGGGGUGGGGGGUUGGGGGGGGUCGUGCACACGUGUGUGCGUGUGUGUUUGUGAAACCAGCCUUUGGGGUGGGGGGGUGGGGGGAACUGGGCUACUAACCCACCACGUGCCUUCCGGGGGUGCAACUUAACCCCCCCAGCUCUGAAAGGAGCAGAAUAGACUUCCUAGCAGGGUGGAGGAGGGGGGGGAACCAGAUUGGGGGGACCCCCCCCCUCGCAGGGAUUUUCCUCCCCUAACCUGGGGGGGGAGGAGUGCUCCACUUGCUUCCCCCCCCCCGACAUCCGAGACGGAAGUGGGAGAGGACUUUUUAAAGGUACGACGUACAUGGUUCGGAAUUGUGGGGGGGGGGUGCAGAAUGGAGGCCGGAGAUUGUGGCGCUGCCAAUCCUUUUAUAUAUCCAGGGCCCUUUUGCAGUAUUUCAGGUUAUUAAAAGUACCUAGCUGUUAAAAGUC